Molecule: messenger RNA, 237 nt
Organism: Prunus armeniaca (apricot)
Lineage: Eukaryota; Viridiplantae; Streptophyta; Magnoliopsida; Rosales; Rosaceae
Source: the annotation of a GenBank genome assembly
AUGGUUGGGUACAUGCAAGUAAAUUUGAAGGUGGGGCCAAUUCGGUCACUUACCAAGUUCUACGUGGUGGACGUAGAUGUGGCUUACCAUGCUUUACUUGGAAGGCUAUGGCUCAACAAGCAUAAACUUGUGGUCUCUACCUACCAUCAAUGUGUAAAGGGAAGGAUUGGGCUGAGGCCAUUCCGCAUACCUGGGAACCAAGCAUCGUUCAACAAAAACGAAGCUCAUUACUCCUAG